Messenger RNA from Bacidia gigantensis, 2757 nucleotides. RefSeq lists its product as uncharacterized. Gene Ontology annotation, biological process: DNA-templated transcription; regulation of DNA-templated transcription. The record is from RefSeq and is a predicted model, not a curated record. Bases 1 to 2757 code for a protein of 918 amino acids. Gene Ontology annotation, molecular function: DNA binding; zinc ion binding; DNA-binding transcription factor activity, RNA polymerase II-specific. Lineage: Eukaryota; Fungi; Ascomycota; Lecanoromycetes; Lecanorales; Ramalinaceae. The transcript is spliced from 4 exons.
AUGACCUCCACAUCCUCACCCUCCUCCGAGACAGCAUUCGCUCAAGCGUGCGAUCUUUGUCGCCGCAUGAAGAUUAAAUGUGACCGAAAAGACAAUGAAUGCGUUCACUGUCUGACCACGGGGUCCGAAUGCGUCUUUGCACUGAUAGAGAGAAAGCAGCCAAAGGUCAAGAGACCCGAGCAAUUAUCGGUAAUGGAGGAGCGGAUUGCAAGGAUGGAAGCCAUCAUUAUGUCAUCGGGGCUGGAUAGACGGUACCGAGAGCCGACGCCUGAUAACGCUGAUGAUGAAGAGCUGGCCGACAAGUUUUCCUCAUUGGUUUUCGAUGGGAGCGGGAAGAAUGCUAGGUACAUCAGCCCAGCCUCCAACUAUUCUCUGCUCUCACCACCAGGAAUUCGAUGGAUCACACAGAAGGUCGGCUCAAAGGAUCUUGAGACCGUCAUGGCAGAGCCAUCACUCGAUGAUCUAGCAACAUGGCGAGACUUUAAAGCAGAAUUAUAUCAGCCUCUGCCUGACAAAGAGCGAGAGCCUUUGCCAAACAUUGACACAGCGAUUGAAUAUGUCGAGUGUUUCUUCGCCGAUUUCAACACAGUCCAUCCACUUUUCAAUCGAACAAUAUUCAACUCUUAUCUCUACUCGCAAUAUUCUGCCCAACCGUCAGAAGAUGUUGCGUGGUAUGCUGCCUUCAAUGUUGUGCUGGCUAUUGGAACCAUGCAGCAGCAGAUGCGAGUUCUAAAGGCAAAUGAUCUCGGUCCGAUUCUAAAUCAUCGCAAUCGACUUUUUACAACAGCCUGGAGAUACUUUCGCAACGCCAGUAGUCUUUUCAUCGACUUGACCUUUCAAUACCCCAACGUUGUAUCCGUUCAAGCCAUGUUGGGAAUGGCCUUCAUGCUGCAAACCCUUCCUGAGCCCCAGCCUUCUUACACUAUGAUUGCAGCAGCAUGCCAGUUGUCUCAGCGCCUUGGCCUACAUACCCCGAUACGCCAAAAAGCCGUCUCUCUCGAAGAGCUUGAACAACGUCAAAAUCUAUUCUGGAUCGCCUAUUCACUAGACAAAAUUGCCUGUCUUCGUUCUGGCUGUCCUCCUACUUUACAUGAUGAAGAUAUAGGCGUACGGCUUCCAGGAUCUAUCUCUUCCUCUCUAUCGCCUUCGCCUACGUCCUCUCCUCGAGAACCUUCGAUCUCACUCUUCCGUAUCCGGUGUGAGCUCAGCUUAAUCGAAGGCCGCGUCUAUAGCGAACUCUACAGUGCGCGGUCACGAUUGCGCUCAUCCACAGACAGACUAGCAGCUAUAGCACAGCUAGACAAGGAGAUUGAAAGCUUGAAGAAUCGCACUCCCAAGGAAUAUUGCCUCCAAAACGAGAUGUCUUGCGAUAAUGAUUUUAUCGACACGGUGCUAGUGCUCAAUUUCGCCUAUUACGAGUGCCUCCAAACAAUACACCGCGCGAGCCCGUUCUACAGAUCAUGGUACAAUGAAGACAGCCAGCUCUCUCCUCCACCAAAAUGUCCAGAAGGCCUCAAUCCGAGAGUCUUCUCAUCAACAGUGAUCUGUUUGGAUGCUGCUAGGAGCUCGAUCAAUCUUCUCCGCUAUUGUACCCUACCUCGUCGCAUUCACGACGGCCCGAGGCCUGGCGGUGAGCGAAACAAACCUCUGAUGUGGAACACUCUUCACGAUGUACUCAGCGCUACACUCUCCCUCUUUGUCAAUUUGCUACAGAACAUCGAAGACGAGAAUGCAGAGAGGGACGUACAGCUCAUACGUAUCGUGGCAGAUUUCUUGGGCACCUACCAUACUCACCAUCAAAGCCGUUCCACAGCUAACACGGAAAAUGAUGCACACUUCGCGGCAGCCAAUCGUACCAUCCUCAUCUUUCAAACGCUCGUCAAGACGGCUACUACAUAUAUCGAGAAAAACAAGCCGAGGAAGCCGACGAAGAAGAAGAGGGGAAGAGACCCUGCCCCAACCCCGUCGCAAGCAACGACCAGCUCAAAUGUCCCCAGCCGACAUGCGUCUUUGAACCAGAAACAAAGGCCAAUACGCAAAGCCUCCGCCUCAGUAUCCCUCUCCUCCCCCUCCAGAUCAACAACCGAGAGCCCUCAUUCGUCUGGCCUGCCCCCUUCUCGCUCUUCUUCACGAGCAUACACUCCUGCGUCCCAGCACAGCGUUUUCGACACCUUCAUCCCCCUCUCGGCUGCAAGCAUGAUCGCUCAGCCUAUGACAACCACUGCACCUGGCGACCCCUCCUCCUCCGCGUUCCCAGACAUGUCUCAAGUGAACACACCUUAUGACAUGAGUCACGAUUGGCAAAGUUCGCAAUCGAUAGGACCGGGACUGGAGAUGGGGGCGGGGAUGGGAAUGGGAAUGGGAAUAGGGAUAUCGAUGCCGCAGCAUAUGCUAAUUCCAUCCGCUGGUGCUAUCGAGCAUGCGGAUUUGAGCAUGGAGGUUCCAUUGAUGAUGCCGGGUCAUGUCCAGGGUUAUCCUGAUAUGCAAGCUGCGAAUAUAGGGGCGCCGGGCCAGGCGCAGGGGCUUGGCAUCGCUGGGCUGCAGGGUCAGGUAGUGUGGGGUAUGGAUGGGUCGGAGAUGGGGGGUUGGUAUGCUGGUGCGGGGGUGGGUGCUGAGGUUGGGGUUGGGGGUGAGAUAGGUGAGAUAGCUGGGGGAUUCGGGUCGGAGAAUCCGGGACCGCAGCCGCAGGAAUGGUGGGAUGAUGGACAUGAAGGGGUAAGAAGGGGGAGGACGGAGCGGUAUCAAGACGAUGGGUGA